Wyeomyia smithii (pitcher-plant mosquito) is the source of this 966-nucleotide messenger RNA. Its product is annotated as brachyurin-like. The coding region runs from base 30 to 926 and encodes 298 amino acids. Lineage: Eukaryota; Metazoa; Arthropoda; Insecta; Diptera; Culicidae. Gene Ontology annotation, molecular function: serine-type endopeptidase activity. The record is from RefSeq and is a predicted model, not a curated record. Gene Ontology annotation, biological process: proteolysis. The transcript has a single exon.
ACGGCGUAGGACAAAAAUAAACCAAAACGAUGAAGUCAAUGGCUCUAUUAAUCGGCGUCCUAGCGGUCGUGACGGCCACCUCUAUCGAUCUGUCCAAGGUGAAACGCAUCGAAGAAUUGGAUGAAUUUUGGGCGCAACUGUCACCGCAACUGCAGAUGCUGCGAGACACGGGUCCAUACAGUCGAGUAGUAAACGGUCAGGAAGCCCAACCGAAUCAGUUUCCCUACCAAGCGCUAGCGCUGAGCUUAUUUGACGGCGGAAGCGGCGGAUUAUGUGGUGGUACAGUGUUGACGGAAAACUUUGUGCUUACUGCUGCUCACUGUGUUCAGAUGAGUGGCUCUGUCGCCACCCAUGGAACCGUGGUUCUUGGAGCUCAUAAUCGUCAGUUGGAAGAAGCGACUCAACAAAGAAUCGACUUUGGCUCGAUCAAUGUUCAUCCAAGUUACAUAGCUUCGCUGCUUCGCAAUGACAUCGCCACGGUUCGCCUUGCCAGCCCUGCGGUUUUCAAUGACGUCGUGCAACCGAUUGAUCUACCGGCAGUGUCCGAUGCUAGAACGUUUGCCGGAAUGACCGGCAUUAUUUCCGGUUUCGGACGCACAUCGGACGAGACGGGAUCACCAGCUUCCGAUGUUGUGAUGUACACUAGCAACGCGAUCCUGACUAACGCCGAUUGCCAGGCGGCUUGGAAUGCCGUUUUAAUCCAGGCGCAGAACAUUUGCCUGUCCGGAGAUGGUGGCCGCUCGGUGUGCAAUGGAGACUCCGGUGGCCCUCUUGCCGUUCGUGAGGAUGGCCGCAGCCUGCAGGUUGGUAUCGCUUCAUUCGUCCACGCUAGUGGAUGCGCCUCUGGUUUCCCGGCUGGGUUCGUUCGCGUUUCACACUACUUGGAUUGGAUUGCUGAGAACUCCGAUGUUACGCUGAGGGCUUGAGAGCUCGGAGCGUUAGAGUUUAUCUGAUAAGUUCGACUAA